Ochlerotatus camptorhynchus is the source of this 2065-nucleotide messenger RNA. Its product is annotated as somatomedin-B and thrombospondin type-1 domain-containing protein-like. Lineage: Eukaryota; Metazoa; Arthropoda; Insecta; Diptera; Culicidae. The transcript is spliced from 5 exons. Bases 681 to 1676 code for a protein of 331 amino acids. The record is from RefSeq and is a predicted model, not a curated record.
UGCCCGGUCACGUUUCUUCUUCCGGUGGAUGUGUGCGUGUUUUGAUUACUCGUUUAUGGUUUGGGGGUGGGAUUGUUUUCCCUCUAAAUGUGUUUGGUAGCGGUUGUGCGUCAGUAUACUUCUAGAGAUUAUCACACUUUCACGUUGGAUUACACCGAACGAACCAGGGAAGAGCUUCCAAAUUAGGAAGGACUUUCGCGUAGUUGUUUUCCGGUUUCCCGCUCAUUUCGGACGGGUAUGAGUGUAUAAUUAAAAAUCGGCAGGAUACCAGUCAGUGCUCGGAUGCCGGCGGGGUUUACUUUUGUAACACCAGUGUUAUUUUUGUGAUUGAUGGCCCUCGCUGGCGAUACUAGGCUAUCGAUAAUUUGAGUGGUUGAUGGGAAAAAAGUAAUUAGGUUUGAUUUGCGGAGAUCGGCAGGGACUCAAAACGGAUUACGGGACUCGUCACUUCACUGUGCCAAACGAUUUGUGAGAUGUCUUUGUUGAGGGAAUUUAACUGACUCCAUUUAUGGCAAUUGAGCGCUUGUGGAAUGUGGCACCGAGACGCCUCCUUGACAAAGUUACUCAAGACGGAUAAGAAAGCUGAUUAGAGGUGUAAUUUCGCAAAUUGGAGAUUAUUUUUUCAUUUGCGGUGGAAAUCUUCGCACAAAAGAGAAAAAGCAAAAGCCAAAAGCGGUAAAAUGUGCGCCGAGUGUUUGAUGGUGUUUCCGUUGGUGCUAUCAGUUUUUGUGGUUAGCGUUUACGGUGGUUCGUGUCGAGAAGCCACGCUGUGCUGCAAUGGUCGAGAUUCGUCGUGUGUAGUGCAAAAAAUGCUCUCAAAUGCCGCAGCAAAUGAUUUGAACGUGAAACCAUGCUACUGCGAUCAUGCAUGCUUGAAACUGGGUGACUGCUGUUCUGAUUUCAAGGCAUACUGUGGAGUGAUCGAUUGCGUUGUCAGCGAGUGGGGCCCGUGGAACGAAUGCGACACACCCUGCGGUCCCGGAACCACGUCCCGCAACAGAACAGUCCGACAAAAACCACGAAACGGUGGCAAACACUGUCCAUCCUUGUUGCAGAACCGGGGCUGUCUGGGAACGGACUGCCAUGCAACGAGCAACCGACCGGCAUUGCUUCAGGAAACGGCCCUGCUGCUACCGGUGGCGACCUUAUCGUCUAGAAGACACGAAAACUACACAACCAGUAGUGGCGGCGAUGUCAUCCAACGGUUGCAGAUUCGGAAAAACACCUUCCACGCACAUAAACCUACAGAUGGAUACUGCAUCGCUUUUCUAGUUAUGAAGGUGACCAAGCACUGCCACAAAGACCUCAACUACAGGGCACUGCUCGAGGGCGACCGCAUUGUCGUUCAUUGUGAUUUGGAGCCACCGUUUACACAGAAUAUUACUUCAGUCGAGCAGGAUCCUUACGAAAACUACAUUUCAGACGAGUCCGCCGAGGAUGCUGAUGAAAAUGGAAACACUAGCAUAGAUGAUUACGAUAGAAAUUUGCAGCAUCAUAGUAUUAGGAAAGAUUCGCAGCGGACGUUGCCAGAUCGAUGCCUAGGGGAGGGAGUCACUGGUCGAAAUACGCGGUUUGCAUCUCUGGUUCUGCCUUCUUGCCACGGAAAGUGGCUCCGACUAACAACAGCAUUUCCGAAAAAGUGCACCUCCGGCGAGGCGCAGUUUAUCUUCGUCUAAAACAUAACCUCCAAACACCUUCGGGACAGAUGAGCCCGGCGGAAUGGCAGUGUUUGUGUGUAACCGUAUCAGUCAGUGCAGUAUCUAAGGCUGCAUUUCAUUGACAAUAUGGUUUUUUCCCAGGAGCAGAAGCGUACCCGGAGAAGUAACUCCAUCAUGUCUUGCAUAUAAAGGAAAACCACAUGCAUAUGCGUAUGGAAACCGUAAAACAGAGGCAAGCUCAGACCAGCAGACAAACAUUCAACCGUAAUAAAUUAAAAUAAAGCGAGUGAACCCUUAUCCUUACGGAUGUGGCAGGUCGUAAAAUUUGACCAUAAACCAUGAAAGCUUGAAUAACAUGUAAAUAGACUUUUUUCAUUAUUUUCCUUACGAUGAUAUGAGAUUAACAA